UUAAAAUCAAGUAAUCAACCUCCUCAAAUAUAAUUUUGUUUUUCCAGUUGCAACCAACUAUUGGUGUACACCAAAUUCAGACCGCCCGGCCCAUUUCACUGAUAACGUAAAACAACCAAAUAAUGUUUGUGCGCUUUUCCUUUUGAUGAUUUUCACGUUUGGCAGGGAAGUCGUUGAUCUAUUACCGGGGAAGAAAAUAUAUCACCGUUAAUCUCCAUGGCAGCAGCCGGCGCCUCGCCGUUCCGUGAUCGGACGUCGGAAUUCGCGUCUUUAUCGCAAACGCUGAGGAGGAUAGGAGGAAAUGCAGUAGCUCCGCCGCCGUCGCAAUCAAACGACCAGGUUGCGUUAACUCCGGAUCGAUCCGAAUUCAACAAGAAGGCUUCCAGAAUAGGCCUUCGCAUCCACCAAACAUCGCAGAAAAUCGACCGUCUUUCUAACCUGACCAAAAGGUCAUCUAUUUUCGAUGAUCGAAGCAAGGAAAAUGAAGAACUAACUUCCUUAAUUAAAAAUGAUGUUACGGCGUUAAAAAUGGCUAUUUCUGAUUUGCAAACUCUUCAAAACGCGGAGAUUGCCGAAAGAAGUUAUUCAGGGGAUAGAGUUGUUCAUUUGACUGCUGUUUGUGAUGAUUUAAAGAACAGACUAAUGAGUGCGACUAAGCAGUUCCAAGAUGUCUUGACUACUAGAACAAAGAACAUUAAGGCUCAUGAGGACCGGAAACAGAUAUUUUCAACAGUUGUCUCAAGAGAGAAACCUUUAAAACAACCCCCUAAUAAUGUGACGGAACCACCCCCUUGGUUGAGCUCAUCUGAUUCAUCAGGAGGAAAUCUGCAUUCAUCAGGAUCAAUAGAAAACGGAGUUCAAGUUGGCAACCAACUAAGGCGAAGAAUGGCAACGGAUGUUAAUCCAUCCCCUCAAAUGGAAGCAGCCAUGUUGCAGCAGGUGGUCCCACGGCAAGAAAGCAUCUCUCAAAGUCGGACUUCUGCUCUUCAAAAUGUGGAAUCUACGAUUUCGGAACUGAGUGGGGUUUUCACACAUUUGGCUACAAUGGUUGCACAUCAAGGAGAGCUGGCUAUCAGGAUUGAUGACAACAUGGACGAGUCGCUGGCAAACGUCGAAGGUGCUAAUAAUGCGUUGCUGAAAUACUUGAAUCGGAUUUCGUCAAACAGGUGGCUCAUGAUCAAAUUGUUUUUGAUCCUAAUCUUAUUCAUGGUAAUAUUCAUAGUUUUUAUCCUUUGAUUUGUGGAUGUUGAUGAACUACAUUUGCUUCAUUGGUUAUUCUUUUUGUCCCUCUGUUUCACCUCUAUAGACAUGCCAAAACUCAAUAGCUGCUGGCCCAUACUCCAUAGUGGAGAUGUUUACCGUUCGAUGUAUAUAUAUAUAUGAUUAAAAGUUCCAUUGGUUUAUAUCGACAUGUUUUAUUUUAGAUCAAAAUAGUAUUGUUU
Messenger RNA from Erythranthe guttata (spotted monkey flower), 1442 nucleotides. The record is from RefSeq and is a predicted model, not a curated record. NCBI's taxonomy places the organism in Eukaryota, Viridiplantae, Streptophyta, Magnoliopsida, Lamiales, Phrymaceae.